Messenger RNA from Cavenderia fasciculata, 537 nucleotides. RefSeq lists its product as uncharacterized. The transcript is spliced from 4 exons. Lineage: Eukaryota; Evosea; Eumycetozoa; Acytosteliales; Cavenderiaceae. The record is from RefSeq and is a predicted model, not a curated record. Bases 1 to 537 code for a protein of 178 amino acids.
AUGUCAGGAGCAACUCAAAUAUCCAAUCCACUCAUUCAAAAGAGUGUUGUUCAUAUCUACAGAGAUUGCAUUAGACUUGCAAGAUAUAUUGGUCAAAUGAACGGAUACACUAGACACAUCCCAAAGCAUGUAGCAGGUAUUUUCAGAGAACACAAGUUUGAAACAAACCCUGAAAAGAUUGAAGAAUAUAAAGUAGAUGCUACCCGUUUUAUUUCCAACUUUAUGCAACAUGAAGCUGAACGUUUGGCAAAGGACCAAAAGGCAGCAUUGAACUCAAAGCAAAGGAUACCAAAAAGUCUCCUACUUUGGAUUAAUCACAAUAAUAAUAAUAAUACUAUUAAUCAAAAACAUAAUAUAAAACCUACCUGUACAAACCAAAACCAACCAAACCAAAUCAAACUUAUCCUAAUCUUUAUUAUUAAGGAUUUAGUUCCUUCAUUCCUUCAUUCCCAUAAUAUUAUUCUUAUUUGCAUAUACAUUUGGAACCCCCCCUAUUCAAAUAAUAUUCGUGUGUCAUUUCAUUCAUUCGAUUUUUAA